This is a messenger RNA of Pochonia chlamydosporia 170, 1935 nucleotides long. Its product is annotated as fungal transcriptional regulatory protein. Gene Ontology annotation, biological process: DNA-templated transcription. The transcript is spliced from 4 exons. The record is from RefSeq and is a predicted model, not a curated record. Gene Ontology annotation, molecular function: zinc ion binding; DNA binding. Bases 1 to 1935 code for a protein of 644 amino acids. Lineage: Eukaryota; Fungi; Ascomycota; Sordariomycetes; Hypocreales; Clavicipitaceae. Gene Ontology annotation, cellular component: nucleus.
AUGGCCGCAACAUGGGGCUACGGCCAAACCGGCGCCUCGACAAUCUCUUUUCUCAAAAAGAUCGAAAUGGCCCCGUCCACCGAAGACCAAGCCUCCCUGUCAAGCCUAUCUUCUACACAUGGCUCCCGCGCAGACUCCUUCGCCAUUCGGGAGAAGUAUAAAGGUCUUAUUCGACAGCUUCCCGCCAAGGUGUUCUCUGAUAAGCUGGUCGACAUGUUUAUGCGCGAAUUCAACUGGCAGUAUUAUUUUGUCGACCCCGACAUUUUCUACGCUCAACUCCAGGAAUGGAAUAACUUGCCAUUUAGCAUAUUUUCCACCGAAGGUCCACAGGGAAUCUCACAAGACCUGAGGGUCUUCCCCGCUGUGCUGUUUCAAAUGAUUGCUACAGCGUUGCUGAUUCUGCCAGAUGAGGAAGAGGAGGAAUUUGCCAUGUUGAAGUAUGCGGCUAAUAUGACGUUUGAGGACUUGGCUUGUGAUUAUAGUGCCAGCGGGGAAGACAUUGUUAUGCUAUUUGGGAAGAAGGGACUGAGUGUAACGACUGUUCAGGCCGAGUUUCUGAGGGCUUCGUUUUUGAAGUUUACGGCUAAUGUGACUGAAUCGUGGCACAUGGUUGGUAUAGCCAUUAGAGACGCUCAAGAGUUGGGCAUGCACCGCGAUAGUCUCGAUCCCAAGCCUGCAGAUACGAGUGUAGAAAGGGCCCUUGAAAACCAGUGGCUCAUCGAGAGACGGCGCAAGCUAUACAUGGUUCUUGCAAUCUGGGACAUCAACAUGUGUCUCAUUCUAGGCCGCCCCGGGACAAUCGACUGGCGUCACGGCUCUCCUUCCCUCCCAAUCGACGCCCCAGAACCGACAGAUCGCUCGAAAACUCCCAUCGUUCUCCGUAAUCCCGAAAAGGAUCCUCCUACUCCUCUGACGCGCUCGCUGUGGCUGCACCAGCUUUCUUCUCCGCUACGAGACAUCCAAGAUCUCGAGCAAGAUGGCCCCUAUCCGAAAGACUUUUCCAAAAUUGACAAAUUACACCAAAAGAUUAUGAGCCUCCACGACUCGACGCCUGGGAUAUUCCGAGUGGAAAAUCCAGAUACAAGAUGGGACGAGGAUCCAAACGUGGCGCCGUGGAUCCAAGUGUCACGAUAUUACUUCAACCUGCUUCAUGGUUUCAGUCUCAUGGCACUACAUAGAUCGUAUGUAUUCCACCGAAAGAAGAGCAGAGUUGAGGCACUGCAAGCGAGUUUGUCGAUGCUCGAAAUGCAGAGAUUGAUGUUUGAAGGGCUCUCAGCUACAUCUUGGAGGAACUUCAUGCUCUUCUUUGGAACAUUCGAUGCCAUCGUCCUCAUCGCAUCAAUAUACAUCCUCUUUCCGCACGACCACCCUGAGCACAAACAGCUAGCAGUGCAACACAUCCACUGGGCCAUCGAGCGCUUCGCAACCAUGCAGGCGCGCAGCCCGCUCGCCAAAUCCGCACAAGGCGUCCUUCGCGCCAUUCUGGGCAAGUUCACAAGGGCACUCUCUAAUUCCGCGUCCCCAGCCAAAGAUUCGGAGACGCCCUCCUCCACGCGGGGCCCGUCAGAAACUACACCGGCCAGUGUGGUCGGGAGGCGGGAAAUCAGCCAAGCGAGUAGUCUGACAACGGACGAAUAUGGAAAGGACAGUGCUUCCAAUGGCCAUGGGUUUGAGAGCGCAAGUACGGGACUGGCCAUGACUGGGGAGACGUGGCUUUCGCCGAGUGAAUGGGCGUUUGCUCCGGAUGGUCUGUCGAACAUCAUGCCGACAUUUGCAACGUCAGAUUUGAUAUUCAAUGACCUCACGGCGGUGCAGGACCGGAUGGACAUGAUGGAGGUGCCGGGGAUGGGAGUUGGAGGGUUGGAUUGGCAAUUCGGAGGGGAUAUUGGGGAAGGCACACUUUGGCAGGUGUUGAAUCAGUUCCAGCCUAGAUGA